Molecule: messenger RNA, 2397 nt
Organism: Pseudozyma flocculosa PF-1
Lineage: Eukaryota; Fungi; Basidiomycota; Ustilaginomycetes; Ustilaginales; Ustilaginaceae
Exons: 3
Coding region: 1-2397 (798 amino acids)
Source: RefSeq, a predicted model, not a curated record
AUGUUCUCCACUCUCUUCCAGCCCUGCGAGCUGCGGCUCCACCUCCUACAGAAUGCCAUCUUCCUCCAUCCCCCGGACCGUCCCCUCCCCGAGUCCCACGAGCGCCCCCCGCAGGCAAACGACGAGCUGGUCCGCGGCAUGGUCGAGCUCUACGUCCCCUCGAACCGCCACAUUGCCGGCAUCCGCGUACGCCUAAAGGCCGUACAGACCGUCGCCAUCCUCGACGCAAGCACCGGACUCACCCCCAUCAGCUGGGAAGACUCGACCGUCCUCGAGCGCGUCGUCGAAAUCGGCAUACCCCACCACGACAAGGACAAGCACCACUCCCACAAGCACGGCCACGCAAACGCCCACCCGCCAUCCUCGUCGUCCCACCACGGCCACGGCCAGCGCUCCCUCUCCAUCGGUCCCGCCGCCUCCGCAGCCGCUACCGAGGAGCGCGGCAGGUCCUCGGCUUCGUCGUCCAGGCCAAUGCGCGGCAGCUCCGCCUUUGGCCUGCGUUCCCACAGCCCCGGCGGCAGCAUCCCGGCCUCGAUGGCGAGGGCCAUUUCGCGCGGCCGCCGCCUCGCCUCGGGAAUGGACCGCAUCAGCCACAGCCCCUCGCCCUCCAGCAGCCGCCCGGGCAGUCGAGCACCGUCGCCCUCGCCCCCGCCCUUUGUCAGUGCCACCGAGCGCGGCCGCCCCACGUCGACGAGGCAACCUCCCGCCUACGAUCGUACCAUCUCGGACGACGCCAGCGGCGGGCACGGCGGACUGCACUCGGCCUCCUCGCAUCCGGGCAGCCAGGGCAGCGCGAGCGUUCCGCGCACGCCCGAGAGCGAGCUGGCCGACAUCAGCUACCCCCGGGACAGCAGCACCAACGGCAAGGGCAAGUCGCGCAGCACGAGCGUCGGCUGGGCGCCGGACCUGCACCUGUUUGGCGGCAAGCACAAGGGCUCGAGGAGCAAGAGCCGAGCGGCGGCGGCGGCGGCCAGCGGCGCACCCCUGGGCCGCAGCGGAGCAGGCGAGCUCGACGACGUCGACGAGGAGCAGCAGAUGCGCGGGCGAAGCGCGCGUGCGUCGAGCAAGAGCAGGCGGAGGGGCAGCGGCGGCGGAGGCGUCGGCGACGAUCACGACGGCGCACACGACACGGGCGAGCACUCCGAGUCGGGCUGGGAGACGGAGCCGCGCGAAGAGGGCCUGGAGCUGCAAAAGGGCGUGCACGGCUUCGAGUUCGCCUUUAUCAUCCCGUGCGACUCGCCGCCCUACGAGCGCUCGCCGUUUGGGCGGGUGCGCUACAUUAUCAAGGCGACGGCCAUCGGCGCCGGGCGGGCCAAAAGCAACGUCGAGUGCUGGCGCGACAUGUACCCGAUGGUCAAUCCAUCGCCCGACUCGGGCCCGACGCCGCUGACGGUGCUCUACAAUGACCUGCACCCGACCGUGGGGCUGGUGAGCAUCGCCUGCACCUCGAACAACAUCUCGGUCGGCGGCGUGUUCAACAUCGACAUCAACUCGCCCGCGCCGCCGCAGGACCUCAUCGUCUACCUCGUCCGCGUCUCGCUCGAGACGACCAUCGAGCUGCACACCAAGAAAAAGGGCAAGCAGGUCGUCCCCGUCCAGCGCCACAAGCUGUUUGAAAAGGGCUGGGUGCCGCCCAAGAACAACGACGGCUCCCACGGCGACGGCAAAAAGGCCGAGGGAUUCAUCCGCAACCAGGGCAACGACCACGCCUGGACCGUCCAGGGCCUCGCCCGCAUGCCCGACGACAACCACAUCCGCGCCUCGACCUCGGGCGGCACAAAGGCCAGCAUCCGCUUCAGCCACGUCCUCGUCGUCGAGAUUGUCCACUCGCGCCGCGCCGCCUCGGGCGGCGGCAGCGGCGGCGGCGACGGCAACGGCAAAGACCACGAGGACGAGGGCGAGGUGCGCUCGCGCAAGCUCAAGGUGUUUGCGCUGCGCCAGCCCGUCCUGAUCCCCAGCUGCUGCUGCGCCUACGACGCCGUCACGCUGCCGGCCUACACGCCCGACCCGGACCCCACGACGCGCAAGGCCGAGAUGCCGUGGGACAUUGGCUCGCACCACGGCGGCGCCGAGCCCUCGUCGUCGUCGUCUUCGUCGGGCGCUGCGGCGGCGUCGCAGCAGGCCAAUGGCGGGCCAUCGCGGCACGAGGUCCCGGGCAUCGGCCUGUACGGCACCGACACGAGCAAGGGAAUCUCGGGCCAGUCGCACAUGUACUGCGUGUGCGGAAUGUCGCUGCAGGACCUGUCGGCGCAGGAGCGGGCGCUCAUCCCCAGCCGGCCCAUCGAGGUGCUCGACGGCGCAGGUUUCCGGCACCAGGGCAAGAUUGGCGAGCUGCCCGCAGCGAGCGCAGCGCCAGACGAGCCCAGCAUCGACGCGGAUAUCGUCGAAGAGCGCUAG